GCUGUGCGUCUCUUGGAGGCCUGUAGGAGUCAGCAUGCUGCGUGGCUGGGCCGCCCCCUUGCUCCUGCUGCUGCUCCAGGGAGGCUGGGGCUGCCCCGACCUCGUCUGCUACACCGAUUACCUCCAGACGGUCAUCUGCAUCCUGGAGAUGUGGAACCUCCACCCCAGCAUGCUCACCCUUACCUGGCAAGACCAGUAUGGAGAGCUGAAGGACGAGGCCACCUCCUGCAGCCUCCACAGGUCGGCCCACAAUGCCACGUGCGCCACCUACACCUGCCACAUGGAUGUAUUCCACUUCAUGGCCGACGACAUUUUCAGUGUCAACAUCACAGACCACUCUGGCAACUACUCCCAGGAGUGUGGCAGCUUUCUCCUGGCUGAGAGCAAAAACUUAGAAAAGCUGACCACCCUGUGCUGCUAG
Messenger RNA from Rhinopithecus roxellana (golden snub-nosed monkey), 421 nucleotides. Its product is annotated as interleukin-21 receptor-like. The record is from RefSeq and is a predicted model, not a curated record. Bases 35 to 421 code for a protein of 128 amino acids. Gene Ontology annotation, cellular component: external side of plasma membrane. Gene Ontology annotation, molecular function: cytokine receptor activity. Gene Ontology annotation, biological process: cytokine-mediated signaling pathway; immunoglobulin mediated immune response. NCBI's taxonomy places the organism in Eukaryota, Metazoa, Chordata, Mammalia, Primates, Cercopithecidae. The transcript has 4 exons.